GGGGCUCAGUUGCGUUUUGAUGCUCGCGAGAAUCGUUUCUAGUUUUCCAGGUUUUGACGGUCGACGUUGGUCGGAAGAUUUACACUUUUGCGGUGAAUAUUUUGGUGUAAGUGGAAAUUUAUCGGUAGAAAGUAGUGAAAGGCGGAAAGGUGUGCUUACGGAUGUAAGGAAAUUUAAAAACGUGCACGCGAAAUUGUAUUGAUUGGGUGUAAAAAAUCGGUAAAUUUCGUGUGUUGCUGACCGUGCCAUUUGCCGACGCUGGAACGGAGAAAGGAGAAAAAGAACAUUGAGCAGACUGUGAAACGUAGACGGUAGACGGUGGACCUGAACCAGCACAGUUUGCUGGUAAUCGAGAGGAAGUUUUAUCGACUAACUUUCGUCUUUGGGAGCAGUAAGUGUAUAUUAAUCCAAAAAGUGUCAUCCCCAGAGGAAGCGUUUCGUCAAACGAGAAAGUAGGAAGAAAAAUCGUACACGUGGGAAGCACAUUUUUUUUAAAAAAAACACGGCCCACAAAAAUAUGCGCUGCUGAAAGUGCCGAUGUGUUUGUGUGAAUGUUUGGUGGUUCCAGUGCAAAUUUAAAUCCGUCCUUUGGUGGGCAGUGCAACAUUCAAUAAGUGCUAUUCCGGUUCGGCGUUGCUAGCCAGUCAAACGUGAAAAUUGGAAAAGUUUUUAAUUAAAUUCAACGAUCCAUUCGAAGCCAUCGUUAUCGACACGUGCAUUUUCUUGGCCGAGUGAUUAUCGAUCAGCUAUAAAGUUGAGCUUGCACGGCUAGUCGAAAAUAAGCCUCGUCCAGCUGAUUUUCCCUGGAGACUGACCCCGGACAGCCAGCCUGUUUGCCGAGAGAGAAGAUAGGUGCGGAGGCAACGGGAGGACCCACCACAGUCCUCGAGAAUUUAAAUCAGACAUUAAGAGUCAGCUUUUCGGAGGAGGACACAAUAGAGCGCGAUGCAGUGCGGCGUUGAGACCAUGAAUGAAUGCGAACGAUCGCCGGGUCGCACCGGUCUGCGGGUCAACUUUACCGAGAAGGGUGAGGUGAAGGAGCGCCGGGAGAAAUUCCUCACCGCCAAGUACGGUUCGCACCAGAUGAGUCUCAUCCGGAAGCGGCUGGCAGUGGAAAUGUGGCUGUACGAUGAACUGCAGAAGCUGUUUGACCCACCCACGGAGGCGAUAGAUGUAGAUAUCGACGAAAUCCUCGACAUGGACACUGAUGAUAUCAGAAGAUCUCACUUAUUUAGCCUACUGUCCGCAUGUAAACGACCUCCUCAAGACAUAUCGAAAUUCAUUAGCGAUUUGCUGGACCGAGCAAAGACCCUCUGAGCUGGACUGGUCAUUUCAGUUUAAAUAAUGUAAUUUAACAAAAAAAACUUCACAAGUAAGAACACAUUUUGCUAAGGAAAUGAAAGUGGUAAAUUAACCUUUCGAAAGACAGUAAGACAACACGUAAGAUCAAUGAAUCACAAGUGUCGUUUAUCGGUAAGAUGAACUAAAAACAAAAUGUAUUUGCAAGACAUAGGCUCAACGCAACUAAUAAAAAAAAUCGCAACUGAAUUAAACAUUGAACUUGGUUUCGAGCAGCCUUGGCCAAUGUAAGGUUAAGUAACUGGAUAAACUCGUAGAUGAAUGGUUUAAGCAUCUAAUAUUAAGAAGGGAACUGUUUUGCUUCAAGGUUAAUUGAGUUUAGUGAUUAUUUUACGUUUGAUUAAGUCAAAAAUCCUUUGUUCAGCGGAAUGCUUUAGAUCAGGCUGCAUUAGAAGUACUAUACAAAACGAAACAAAGCAUGACGUAGAGAAAGAUUUAAUUUUUCUCCAAAGAAUACUUUAAUUGUACGAGAAUAACACUUCAUAAAUUGAGUGAAACAUACAGAAAAAAAAUAGACCGAUACAAAUUAUCCUGUAAGUAAUUUAAGGGAAACGAAAGCUUCCACUUGUUUGUUAACUAUUUUACGUUUAAGUGUUCCUGAAUUCUUAUAUUCUGUUCAGCAAAGUCCGUUUUAUAUUUUCAUUUCGUUUGUGUUCCAUCAGUUCGUUAGUACAUUAUUCUGUGGUCAAGUCACUGUGCCAGGAUUACGCCGUGCUUCCCUCUGGUUGUGUGAUUGGCCAACCGCUCAAAUCAAAAGAUCAUUUUUUGUCGUUUAAGCUGUUAUAAGUUCGAGACUUAUGUGAAUAAUCCUUAGUCUGUUUGCUUCGGAAAUACAAAAAAAAACGAAAGUCGUAGUUCAGUAAAACUAGUGAUUCUGGGAGUUAAAUUGAUUACGGAAAGAACAUACAAUUGAUUGAGCAUACACGUUGUAAAAUAGGAUCACAGACGCUUCUACAAAAUUUGAUUUGGGACUUUGCUUUUUUUUCAAUUCAAUCGAUAAUAAUGACAAUGCGUUAACUGCUGCCGCUGCUCGAACAUUUUUUAUCAUUAAUCAUCAUCAUGUUAUCAUAUCAUCGAAAAAACGUAGAAAAAUUUCAACCAAUUAUCUUAACAUAACACAUAUUACUUCUUCUAAAAUAACAGUCUAUAACAAUGCGAUGUUUGGUAGUGUGUUCACUGUUCAACUACUGAAGUACUAUACAUCUUCACAGAGUACGAAUGAUUGCAAAACUUGGUUAAGAAUUGAGCUAGCUCUCACCCAUCCUUAUUAAUGCUGUCAGUAACACCCUAAACACUAGCGAAGUAAACUAUCUGUCUGUGAAGGUAGCAAAAUAGAUCCCUCUAGACACAUACACAAGAACAAAACAAUAGAAAUGUAGCAUUGGAAGUGAACAACAGAAAGAAAAUUCAUAGCUUUAGCUUUUAUUGAAUGAUAAGAAAAACAAAACCUUGAAACCAACACCGUAAAACAAUUCAUUGAUCCGAAAACAAAACGAGCCAAAGCAAUUAUUGACAAUUUUGACGACAGCUUAGUUGGUCGUAAAAUCGGCAUUGAAUGUCCUAAUAAAUGUGACCCAUGCACACACCGAGGCACACACACAGUAUUCUACAUCCCAGUGUGAAGUAAGUUACUAAACAAACAAAAAUAGGAAAAUAUAGGCCCGUAUUAGACGACGAAACCCAUUCAUGUGUAUUAUAACUAUAGUGUCUCAAUAUGCGGUUUGAUUUUUUUGUUUCGAAGGAAACUCAAACGUACACACACACACACACAUGUGCAGGGUUUGUGACAAAUAUAUAAAAUACAAGACAGCAUAAAAAGCGAUGUGGAUUGACAGAAACAUAACGAAAAAGCGAAAAAUAAAUUAUGAAAUUUACAGCAAAAUACUGAA
Malaya genurostris is the source of this 3248-nucleotide messenger RNA. Its product is annotated as protein phosphatase 1 regulatory subunit 14B. Gene Ontology annotation, cellular component: cytoplasm. NCBI's taxonomy places the organism in Eukaryota, Metazoa, Arthropoda, Insecta, Diptera, Culicidae. Bases 946 to 1317 code for a protein of 123 amino acids. Gene Ontology annotation, biological process: regulation of phosphorylation. The transcript is spliced from 6 exons. Gene Ontology annotation, molecular function: protein serine/threonine phosphatase inhibitor activity. The record is from RefSeq and is a predicted model, not a curated record.